AUGUUAAAAGUUUAUAUCCGUCCGAAGCGACCUAUCGAAACAGUCAUCCAUUUGAAGAUCGAAAACGAUAACAAACAGACAUGGCGAUUCUCAGUUAAGUUCCACAUUGAACCAUCACUUGUUUCUAAGAAAAUGACAAUCAUUUCGACAUUGAACAAAGUUGCUAAAGCGAAAGUAUAUUUAGACGAAAUCAUUGACGAAGACACCGACUAA
This is a messenger RNA of Trichomonas vaginalis G3, 213 nucleotides long. RefSeq names its product carboxy-lyase. Lineage: Eukaryota; Parabasalia; Trichomonadida; Trichomonadidae. The coding region runs from base 1 to 213 and encodes 70 amino acids. The transcript has a single exon. The record is from RefSeq and is a predicted model, not a curated record.